Messenger RNA from Pseudonaja textilis, 962 nucleotides. Its product is annotated as glutathione S-transferase Mu 1-like. Lineage: Eukaryota; Metazoa; Chordata; Lepidosauria; Squamata; Elapidae. Gene Ontology annotation, molecular function: glutathione transferase activity. The record is from RefSeq and is a predicted model, not a curated record. Gene Ontology annotation, biological process: glutathione metabolic process.
CUCCACCGCCGCCGCCUCUUUUGGCAACCGAGGCGGCGCGUUAGCAGUUUAUUAAGCCUCUCUCAGACGGAGCCUACCUCUUUAGCCUGCACAGCCCACGGUCCGCGGUGUUAGCUACAGAGCCGAAGAUCUGCGAGCGCGCCAUGCCGAUGGUUCUGGGCUACUGGGACAUUAGAGGGCUUGCCCAUAGCAUUCGAUUGCUACUUGAAUACACAGGAACAUCUUAUGAAGAUAAGUUAUACAGCUGUGGAGAAGCUCCUGAUUAUGAUAAAAGUAAAUGGAUCAGUGAAAAAGAAAAAUUGGGGCUGGACUUCCCUAAUCUUCCAUACUUAAUUGAUGGCAAGACCAAAUUGACACAGAGUAAUGCUAUUCUCAGGUACAUCGCACGCAAGCACCAUCUGUGUGGUGAAACUGAGGAAGAACUUAUCAGAGUGGACAUGCUGGAGAAUCAGGUGAUGGAUUUCCGUAUGGCCUUGGUGAUGAUUUCCUACAAUCCUGACUUUGAGAAACUCAAGCCUGGAUAUUUGGAGCAGUUACCAGGGAAACUGAAACUCUUCUCCCAGUUUUUGGGGGAUAGAAAGUGGUUUGCUGGGGAUAAGAUCACAUUUGUGGACUUUCUCAUGUAUGAUGUACUUGAUCAAAACCGCAUGUUUGAACCCAAGUGCCUUGAUCAAUUCAAGAAUCUUCAAGAUUUUCUGACCCGUUUUGAGGCCCUGGAGAAAAUUGCUGCUUACAUGAGUUCUAGCCGCUUUAUGAAAACUCCAAUUAACAAUAAGAUGGCCAAAUGGGGUAACAAGAAAACAUAAAGUAAAAAAAACAUCUUUGUUGCUGGAUGAGAUACUUCCCCCCUUUUCUCCAUUCUUUUUCUUGAUAAGAAAAAAAAUGAUCUUUCUGUAGAAUUGUGAUUCAGAUGUUUAGGUAUUUGCAAUGCAGUAGUGCUCAAUAAAGUAUCUUGGAAUUAC